This is a messenger RNA of Elephantulus edwardii (Cape elephant shrew), 1233 nucleotides long. RefSeq names its product galanin receptor 2 (gene GALR2). The coding region runs from base 39 to 1193 and encodes 384 amino acids. The transcript has 2 exons. Gene Ontology annotation, cellular component: membrane. Lineage: Eukaryota; Metazoa; Chordata; Mammalia; Macroscelidea; Macroscelididae. The record is from RefSeq and is a predicted model, not a curated record. Gene Ontology annotation, molecular function: galanin receptor activity. Gene Ontology annotation, biological process: positive regulation of cytosolic calcium ion concentration; neuropeptide signaling pathway; adenylate cyclase-modulating G protein-coupled receptor signaling pathway.
GCUCGCGGAGACCCGGACGGCGGCGGGAGCCGCACACCAUGAACGGCUCGGGCGGCCCCCGCGCGGACGCGGGCGAGGCGAGCGGUGGUGGCUGGCAGCCCGAGGCGGUCGUGGUGCCCAUGCUCUUCGCGCUCAUCUUCCUCGUGGGCACCGUGGGCAAUGCGCUGGUGCUGGCCGUGCUGCUGCGCGGUGGCCAGGCGGUGAGCACCACCAACCUGUUCAUCCUCAACCUGGGCGUGGCCGACCUGUGCUUCAUCGUGUGCUGCGUCCCCUUCCAGGCCACCAUCUACACCCUGGACGGCUGGGUGUUCGGCUCGCUGCUCUGCAAGGCCGUGCACUUCCUCAUCUUCCUCACCAUGCACGCCAGCAGCUUCACACUGGCCGCUGUCUCCCUGGACAGGUAUCUGGCCAUCCGCUACCCUCUGCACUCCCGAGAGCUUCGCACGCCUCGCAACGCCCUGGCGGCCAUCGGGCUCAUUUGGGGAUUGUCUCUGCUCUUUUCUGGGCCCUACUUGAGCUACUACCGCCAGUCGCAGCUGGCCAACUUGACCGUGUGCCACCCGGCGUGGAGCGCUCCUCGUCGCCGCGCCAUGGACCUCUGCACCUUCGUCUUCAGCUACCUGCUGCCCGUGCUGGUGCUUGGCCUGACAUACGCGCGCACCCUGUGCUACCUCUGGCGCGCCGUCGACCCGGUGUCCGCAGGCUCCGGCGCUCGGCGCGCCAAGCGCAAGGUGACACGCAUGAUCGUCAUCGUGGCCGCGCUCUUCUGCCUUUGCUGGAUGCCCCACCACGCGCUCAUCCUCUGCGUCUGGUUCGGCCGCUUCCCGCUCACGCGCGCCACCUACGCGCUGCGCAUCCUCUCGCACCUCGUCUCCUACGCCAACUCCUGCGUCAACCCCAUCGUUUACGCACUCGUCUCCAAGCACUUCCGCAAGGGCUUCCGCAAGAUCUGCGCGGGCCUCUUACGCCGCGCUCCCCGCCGCGCCUCUGGCCGCGUGUGCGUCGCCCCGCCGGGCACCCACAGCUGCAGCGUCCUGGAGCGCGAGUCCACUGACCUGACGCACGUCAGCGAGGUGGCUGUGCCCCUAGCCCCUACCCAGGCGCCUCCCGGCGGCCAGGCCUCAAGCCCUGGUCCCUGUGGGGCCUGGCAGGACCCAAAGGCUACCAACGGUGUCCUAGUUAAUGUCACUUGAUGGCACUUGAGGGGAGACUUGGGUGCAAAAGGGUUGGAGU